Messenger RNA from Saitoella complicata NRRL Y-17804, 1485 nucleotides. RefSeq lists its product as uncharacterized. Lineage: Eukaryota; Fungi; Ascomycota; Saitoellomycetes; Saitoellales; Saitoellaceae. The record is from RefSeq and is a predicted model, not a curated record. Gene Ontology annotation, cellular component: spliceosomal complex. The transcript is spliced from 2 exons. Bases 31 to 1485 code for a protein of 484 amino acids. Gene Ontology annotation, biological process: mRNA splicing, via spliceosome. Gene Ontology annotation, molecular function: RNA binding; zinc ion binding.
AUCGCAUCGCAUUUCACGCCUUCACAGAUAAUGGAAACCCUACUGGAGCGUACACGGGGAGCACAUGAGAGUAUCGAGCGCUUCGAGCAGGCAAUUGUUGACAGGCUCGCCGAGAACCCUCGGACUGUGCGUGGUCGGCUAGCAAACGAACACCAGGUUGCCGACCUGCUGGGCAGAAUAAAGCAGUCAAGUCAAUCCCUUAUUGAUGCCUACGCAGACGCGGACGGCGCACACGCCAAAGAGGUCGAAGCACUGUCGGGUCCAGACCCAUUCGCAGAGUUCUACAAGCAAUUAAAGGAUGUCAAAGACUUCCAUCGGAAAUACCCGAAUGAGACUGCCGAAGAUCUCGAGCAGCAGCUGAGGAAGCGUUCGCGAGAUGAGUUUGAGGAGUCGGAGGUGGACAGGCUAUUCUCGGGAGAGGAAGGAAACGGCCGCUUCUUCGACUUGUACACACUUCACGAGGAGUACGUCAAUUUGAAAGGAAUAAAACCUACGCCAUACCUUCGCUACCUCGACAUCUACGACGACUUCACGAUUGUACCGCGACAAAACAAGACGGAUUCCUACUUCAAAUACGUCGGCGCAUUGAAGGAUUACCUCGCAUCAUUCUUCAAGCGAGUAAAACCUCUCGAGAAUCACGAGAAAGUACUUGCAAAGAUAUCGGACGACUUUGCCCGUGAAUGGGAGGAAGGAACAUUACCAGCAUGGAAAGAUGAUCCAACGGCGCCAGCAGCGGCUACAAGUGAAGGCAUUUAUUGUGACGCUUGCGAAAAGUACUAUUCUAAGCAGACGGUGUACGACGCACAUCUGAACAGCAAGAAGCACAAGAAGGCGGCUGGGGCAAGAGGCGACGGAAACGUCGCGGGAGAGGCUGCGAAGACUCCCAGCAAGCCCCGCGACACGAAACAUCGUGCCAUUGCGGAAAGAGAGUACAUCGUGGCGAAACUCUCAGAGAUUUUAAUGAAGCAAAGACAGGACACGAAAACCAAUGUGGAAAGAAAACAGUCCCUGACGGAUACCGAACGACGAGCAGAGCUCGAUGCAGUAGACGAAGGAGCCGUGGAAGGAGCGGAAGACAAGGAUGACGAUUCAGAUGACGAGGAACGUAUCUACAACCCUCUGAAGUUGCCACUGGGCUGGGAUGGUAAACCUAUCCCGUACUGGCUUUACAAGCUUCAUGGACUUGGCGUAGAAUAUUCAUGUGAAAUUUGUGGAGGGCAUGUAUACCGAGGAAGAAAAGAGUAUGAGCGUCACUUUAUGGAGGGUCGCCAUGUGUAUGGUCUCCGAUGUCUGGGAAUUCCGGCGUCGCAUCUCUUCAAGGAGAUUACGAGCAUCGCCGAUGCCACUGCUUUGUGGGCCAAGCUGAAGACCGAAAGACGCGACGUGGAUAUGAAGAAGGAUGCUGCUGUCGAGAUGGAGGACGACGAAGGAAAUGUCAUGUCGGAGAAGGUCUACAACGAUCUGAAGAACCAAGGCCUCCUAUGA